Sander lucioperca (pikeperch) is the source of this 1587-nucleotide messenger RNA. RefSeq lists its product as uncharacterized. The record is from RefSeq and is a predicted model, not a curated record. The coding region runs from base 158 to 901 and encodes 247 amino acids. Lineage: Eukaryota; Metazoa; Chordata; Actinopteri; Perciformes; Percidae. The transcript has 6 exons.
AUUCGGGGGCUUUGCGUGAAGGGCGUGGUGAUGUGUGUCUGCAUGCGGUCUGCGGUCCACCGCCAAAUUCAAACAGUGGAAGAAAGAAACAACAGCAGGAGAGGCAGCUGAAGUAGUCGAUUCUCAUAACUGGUACUUUCAGGUAAGCUCAGUCAGCAUGGCGUCUUCAAUGAUGGAUGGAGUAGGUAAAGCUGUGGUGGGAGUGUGGCGGGCACAUACAGUCUUGGAUGAGUCUGACGGUGCAGAGAGCUCCCCAGAAGCCCCCGACCGUUUCCGCAAGCUUCGCUCUUCGUCUUCACUUAACUCUCUGCGAAUGUCUUUGCGCAAGCGGCUCCCGCUACGUUCGGUCCAGACCAACUCUCUCCCAGAAAAUCCAACAUGGGAGACCCAAAAGGAGCAGCCAAAGCCCAACGCAGUCCGUAAACUUACCCGCAGUGCUCGGAACUCCAUUACUGGAGUAUAUCAGAGGCUGCAGAGGACCAGAGAGUUUGCGCGUGAGGAGUGUUUGGUAGCGACCCCGGGUCAGACAUGUGAUGGGGAAGAAGCUGGCGCAUCAACUUCUCGCACCCCAAGACGUACGCCUAGCCGGGCUGCGACUCUCAGACGCACCCCCAGAUCAGCAGUCACCCCUGGACGCACCCCAGGCUCUAGGGGAAGGAUGACUCCUGAGGCUGGCGUCCGAGGGGUGAAAACAGGAGGAGGCAGGCGGCAGCUUGUCCGCAUGGCUGCAUUACGAAGUCCCUUUGCCUCCCCCAACACACAGAACCAGAGGCUAACAUUUGACCGAGAUUUGGAGUCGGUGUCCAGUGGAAUCAGGAGGCUCAAACAUCUGUCCAAGGCCUUCGACGAUAUUAUUGGCAGAGACAACAGGCAGUUCAACUAUUCCCUAAUUGUGGAGUAGGGAAGAAGGACAAGCACAAGGGAACAUUCUGGAGGAGUAGUGAUGAGAAAGUUGGACCCCAGCGGUAAACUCAGUCGCUCAAACCUCACACGUCGAGCCACGAACCUCUCAGACACACUGGGAAGUUGGGCCCAUACAGCUGUGAACACUGUUCGCAAACCCAACUGAACUACAUGCGUGUCUGUAUGUAAAACACGGGACCUUUUUGUAGCCAUGUUUCACAUUUAUCAUUAUUGAGGUAUCACUGUUACAUUUGCAUGUAGUGUUGUCAUGAUACUGGGAGACUGUUACAUGGCAGCUUGCCUUCCUUUUUAUUUACUGUAUGUUGUGUGUAGUUGGAAACAUUUAAGUAAUUUGUGUGUUUACAUCUCAGGUUAGCUGAUUAUUGGUGAUAUAUCCUCAUUGUAGCUACCAAAGGGAUUUCUGUAUUGUGGUGUAUGUACUUGUCAUAGCUGCUACAACCAAAUGUCUUAGUUACAUUUUCAAGAUACUAAUAUUGUAGUUUGUAUUAUCACUUUCUGCAUAGAAACCUUUUGCGUGUUUGUAAUAUUUACUUUAAGAGAAAUGCUCCACAAGACCAAAAUUGUAUCUGCAGAACUAACACUAAAGUUACUGACAAAGGGGAGAUGCAUGUUUCCUCUACUUUAUAUGUAUGCAAUAAUGUAACUAAAAUUUGUUUUACUGUU